AUGUCUUGUCAAAGUAUUGCAAUGGAUGAAUUGAAGCAUGAUUUAGAUGUCAACCCAGACCAUGGUGCAAUCUGUAAUGGGAAUAUGACUGAUAUGGAUGUUGUGGUUGAAGCUGAAACCAAACUCAACGGGGAGAUCAAUGGUGAAGGCGUAAACGAUGUUUCUUUUAUUGUUCCUGGUGAUGCUGACAAGGAAAAUGAAACACCAGCAGAUGAAGAUAUUGUUAAUGGCAAGUCCAAUGGUGACAUGGGGACAAAAGCUUUGGACAAACACACUCACUCAGAAGUAUCAACCAAGAAACAAGGUAAGCCAAAACGUCGUUCUAGUUCUUCGUCCUCUUCAACCCACAAGAGACCAAAACCAAAGCCAACGGCAACCACAUCAACGUCAACAGUCUCAAUGCCAUCUUCAUCAAAGUCAGUUUUGUUUGGAUUAUUGUCUUACAACGACUACCAAACAAUAAGAGACCCUAUAGUGGCAUUUGAAACGUCACUUGCUACAACCAAGAAUUGGAUUACUUGGUUACGUUUAGAAUUGAUUGAACUUUGGUUUGAUUCCACCUGGGACCAAACUAAUGAUGACGAAGAGACUACAUUGAGGCAACAACAUCAACAUCAUAGAAAGCAGAGGAAUAAUACGAUAAGUCAAGUUAUUGGUGAAUGUGUCUUGAUUGGGUAUUCAUUGGCUGAUUUUGUGACUAGAUUUUGGGUGGUUUUCAUUGUUGCUGUGAUUAAAUUGUAUCUCCAUUUGGUACGUGGUGUUUUUGGUGUUGGUAUGAGCAGCAUCGGGUUAACCGGGUUACGCAGUGCUGGAGAACCAACAUCAUCAACUUGA
Lodderomyces margitis is the source of this 834-nucleotide messenger RNA. RefSeq lists its product as uncharacterized. The transcript has a single exon. The coding region runs from base 1 to 834 and encodes 277 amino acids. Lineage: Eukaryota; Fungi; Ascomycota; Pichiomycetes; Serinales; Debaryomycetaceae. The record is from RefSeq and is a predicted model, not a curated record.